AUGGGACUGAAUGAAGUCUAUGUUAGUGUCAGGAGUAACUUGCUCAUGAUGCAACCACCUCCAACACUAGACAGUGCAUAUAACAUUCUUCUUCAAGAUAAAAGGCAGAGGCAGAUCAAUUCCAAUUCUCAAUUUGGUUCUGAUUCAGCUGCCUUCACUGCCAAAAUCAACCUCAACCAUCAGUCUAAUCCCAACACAAAUUAUAAGCCUCCUGGUUCUAACACUCACAGACAAUAUGUCCAAAGAGUGAACUUUGAUCAAGCCAAAGGGAAUCUAUUCUGUAGAUAUUGUAAGAAGAGUGGGCAUUUAAUUGAUAAGUGCUUCAAGUUUCAUGAUUUUCCUCCUAAUUUUAAAUUCACCAAAACAAAGAAAAUUGCAGGAAAUGCAACUGUUGGAACAGAUUUUUCUCCUGAUGAUUGUACAAAUUUUCCUUCUCUUUCUGCUGUUGGAACUACUAACAAUGAUGCACAAGGUUCAUUGGUAUCUGGUUUAACCAAGCAGCAAUAUUCUCAGUUAAUGGCUCUUUUACAACACUCUCAUGCAUAUGAUUCUGCACCUCAAUCUGACUUCAUGACUUCUGCCAAUUUUGCUGAUGUUCUUUACAUUCCUUAUUUUAAACAUAAUCUGAUAUCUGCGCAAAAACUUAUUUUGUUAUUGAGAUGCAUAGCACAGUUUAGUUCUGACUCUUGCUUGCUACAAGGUCCUUCUUUGAAGAUGCCUCUAGAGCUUGGUAAGCAAGAGGAUGGGCUUUACAAGUUUGCCUUCACUACUGCCUUUUCUUCUUUAGCUCAAAAUGAUUUUACUAUGCCUACUAUAUGUAGUUUUCCAUCUUUACCUUCUAGUAUUGUUGAUCCUAGUUUUGGUUCUUCAUUGUGUAACUCUAGUUCUUCUCAAAAUGCUUUGUCUCAAUAUGUUCCACCUUGUAAUGAAGCUGCAUUGAAUAAAAUGGACAUUAUUUGGCACCAAAGACUUGCACAUGUUCCUUUUGUUAGAAUGAAGGGCAUCCCUAUUAUAUUUUCCUCUUUAUCUUCUAAGCAACACUUUCCUUAUGAAAUAUGUCCUAUGGCUAGACAAACCAGACUCCCUUUCCCUGAUAGUUCCAUUCAUAGUACUCAUCCUUUUCAACUUAUACAUGUGGAUACUUGGGGAACCUAUCACACUCCUACACAUUCUGGUUCUAGAUAUUUCCUAACCAUAGUUGAUGAUUUUUAUAGAUCUUCUUGGACUCAUCUAAGCAGUUCCAAAAAUAAUGCAUUUUCCUUGAUUAAAGCUUUAGUGGCCAUUGUCAAAACUCAAUUUCACAUUACUAUCCAAACAAUUAGGAGUGACAAUGCCCUAGAACUUGGGGGUAGCCAUUCUGCUAUUUCUUAUUUCUCUGACAAUAGUAUCAUCCAUCAAACUACUUGUCCCCAUACACAACAACAAAAUGGGGUGGUUGAAAGGAAGCAUAGAACCUUACUUGAGGCCUGUAGAGCUUUGCCUUUUCAAUCCAAGGCUCCUAUUAGGUUUUGGGAGGAUUCUCCUUUACUUGUUAUUCCUUCCUCUGUUCCUACAGCAGUUGCUCCUGAUGCUGGCCCUCUCAGAAGGUCAGACAAAACUCAUCAUCUUCCUCCCUACUUGAAUGAUUAUGUUUGCUAUUUGCCACCUUCCUUCUCUUGCAUCACUACUCUGAGUCCCCCUGCCACUUUUGAACCCAUUACUUAUUCCCAAGCUGCACCUAUACCUGCUUGGAAGGAUGCUCCGAGGAAAGAGUUUGAGGCCCUAGAGGCCAACAUUGUUGCUUUGCCUAGUGGGAAGAAACUUAUUGGAUCUUAUUCACUUGUUAUUCCUUCCUCUGUUCCUACAGCAGCUGAUCCUGAUGUUGGCCCUCUCAGAAGGUCUAACAGAACUCAUCAUCUUCCUCCCCACUUGAAUGAUUAUGUUUGCCAUUUGCCACCUUCCUUCUCUUGCAUCACUACUUUGAGUCCCCCUGCCACUUUUGAACCCUCUACUUAUUCCCAAGCUGCACCUAUACCUACUUGGCAGGAUGCUAUGAGGAAAGAGUUUGAGGCCCUAGAGGCCAACAUUGUUGCUUUGUCUAGUGGGAAGAAACUUAUUAGAUGUAAGUGGGUCUAUAAGAUUAAGUAUAAGGCCGAUGACACUAUUGAAAGAUAUAAAUCUAGGCUUGUUAUUAAGGGUGACACCCAAGUUGAGAGGGUGGACUUUAAUGAAACUUUUUUCCCUAUUGUAAAGAUGUCCACUGUUAAGUGUCUGGUGGUUGUUGCAGUUAAGAAUGAUUUAGAUGAGGAAGUCUAUAUAAAGCUUCCUCCUGGUCUUUCUGUCACUACUGCCCCAUAUUCUUCCUCUUCUACCUUAGUUUAUCAUUUACAAAAGUCCCUAUAUGGCUUGAGACAAGCCUCAAGGCAAUGGUAUGGUGAGCUUUCUCAAGCUCUCUACUCUAGAGGUUAUACUCAUUCCCUUAAUGAUUACUCCUUAUUCAUCAAGGGUUCUCCUGGUCAUAUGGUUAUCAUUGCUGUCUAUGUUGAUGAUAUAAUAUUAACUGGAGAUUAUCUUGCUGAAAUUAAUGCUUUGAAGUCAUUUCUGGAUGCCUAG
This is a messenger RNA of Nicotiana tabacum (common tobacco), 2592 nucleotides long. The record is from RefSeq and is a predicted model, not a curated record. NCBI's taxonomy places the organism in Eukaryota, Viridiplantae, Streptophyta, Magnoliopsida, Solanales, Solanaceae.